This is a messenger RNA of Alternaria atra, 2094 nucleotides long. RefSeq lists its product as uncharacterized. Gene Ontology annotation, biological process: regulation of DNA-templated transcription; DNA-templated transcription. Lineage: Eukaryota; Fungi; Ascomycota; Dothideomycetes; Pleosporales; Pleosporaceae. The transcript has 8 exons. Bases 1 to 2094 code for a protein of 697 amino acids. Gene Ontology annotation, molecular function: zinc ion binding; DNA-binding transcription factor activity, RNA polymerase II-specific; DNA binding. The record is from RefSeq and is a predicted model, not a curated record.
AUGACAUCAUUCGAGCCCGCAACCAAGCGAGCUCGACUUUCUGGUCCAGUAGAGGAAGCUGCUCGAACACCCCAAGCGUGUACAUCCUGUCGAGAGCGGAAGAUCAAGUGCUGCGGCAAUCAUCCAUGUCGCUACUGCGCAAAGAGAAAUCUACAGUGCACUUUCCUGAACAAUGGACGAAAGAAGCUGUAUUCGGUGACUUACGUCGAGGAACUGGAGAGAAAAAUUGCGUCUACUAUUGCGACCACGACUGCAGGUAGCCUCGCCAAUGGCACCCCUCCAGUUGCCACACCCCACAGCACCGAAUUGGAUCAUGAUCUGGGUACAUCCCCGAUCGUCCUGGAACCAACCAUGUCCUCAAGCCUCAACUUUGGAUCCCGGAUCAAAAGUCUGCACUCUGAACAUGUGCCGAAUUCUGUCGGUUCGGUCAGUAUUUGCGACGCUAGUCCAGAUAAUGUUUACAAUCUCGAGCCUGGGGGUGUCAAGCAACGAAGAACAUCGGCAGACAUAACAUGGCCGAGCGAGGAACAAGCGCACGAUCUGCUCAAUACAGUUCUCACAUCUAUCGGGAGUCUGCAGCAUCUCAUCGAUCCGAGAUCGUUUUCCGACAAGCUCUCUAGCUUCUACGAAGAAGACGAAAACCGAGCGCGAACUGACGAUCUCUGCUACAUUGAAGUUUUAAUGAUCUUUGCCUUGGGCGAGUUGCUACAGGGUAAGAUGGAGGAAGGCUCGUCAUUUCCUGGUGCCACGUAUUUUCUUGAGGCUGUCAACAGCCUACCUUCAUUAUGUAAUCUACGGAAAUCGGGCACAUUGGCGAUUGAAAUCAUGGGUCUGUUUGCUUUCUUUCUGCAAUGCUCGGACCGGAAAGACGAUGCGUAUAUCUACGCUGGCGUGGCACUGCGGCUUGCUAUAUCCAAUGGCCUCGCUCGCGAACACCCUAUAACACAGAUGAAGAGAUCUGAGAAAACACAUCGAAAUCGCUUAUGGUGGACCAUAUAUAUGCAAGAGAGGAGGCUGGCCGCCGCAACAGGUAAUCCUGUUGGUAUUCUUGACGACAACAUAACCAUCAAACUCCCCACCGAAUCCGCGGGGUUCCCACCAACGUUGGCGCUGAAGAUCAACAUCGAGAUCGCGAGGUUGAGUGGUUUGAUCACGCAGGGAAUAUAUGGACUCGAGGGAAGAUCUGAAGGGCAAUUCCUGCGCACGGUGCACGACCUCCUUGGGGAGCUCAAAAAAGUGAGAAGAAAUCUUGCAGAUGAGUUUCCCUUGGACUUCUCGAAAACUUUUAUCAUUACGAGGACGGGAGCAACACUCUACUUGAUGCUGUUCCAGGCUAUCAUAUUGACAACAAGACCCAUCAUACUCCAUCUCGCUAAAUCGAAGCUUGAAGGCAACGACGUAGACCUUUCAAAUGCUGCAUCUUCUGCCCUGCAGAUAUUUGCAACGACGUGCAUAGAAGCUGCCGGCAUGAGUCUGGAUGUCCUACACUCGCUCAAGCAACAGGAACUGCUGGCCAAAUUUGGAUAUUUCGAUUUAGAUGCAGCAGUUUCGGCCGCGUUCGUUUUCGUACUUGUCGAAAGCCUUCAAUCUACUGGCUCACCUCGCUCGGGACUCCACGGUAUCCGAGGAGCGACAAGAAUACUUCAGUACCUCAUCAAACAUGGCAACAAAGCCGCUGCGAAACGCAUGUCGGAUGUUGAACAUAUCUGUCAACAUCUCGGUAUCGAGAUUGGCAUCCCCACUGUUGUCGCAAGUCCUGCUGCUGCUGAAGGGCCAUUGGAUAGUACAUAUCACCGAGCUUUACAUGAUCCUGUAUCGUCUGUGGAAGAUACGACGGCUUCCGACGGACCACAUGCAGUAGAGACGUACGAAGAGCCUGCCCUAGACACUGAUUGGCGUCAAGCUCUCUUCGAACUACCCGAUCAUUCUAGUCACCUCCCAAACAGCUUGGAAUCGAAUAACGAAUUGUAUGGCAUACCCUCCAUUGACGACAUCAGCGACUUCAACCUCGAUUUUGGUAACGACUUCAUACUGACAGGAGCCGACGAGAUAGACUGGGAGGAGUUCGAGCGACAGAUCACCCGCAAUCAAUGA